Molecule: messenger RNA, 1569 nt
Organism: Carassius auratus (goldfish)
Lineage: Eukaryota; Metazoa; Chordata; Actinopteri; Cypriniformes; Cyprinidae
Gene: bsk146
Product: brain specific kinase 146
Exons: 4
Coding region: 260-1429 (389 amino acids)
Biological process (GO): protein phosphorylation
Molecular function (GO): protein serine/threonine kinase activity; ATP binding
Source: RefSeq, a predicted model, not a curated record
GCGUGCAGUGGGCGGGGCUUCGUCUGCCCGUCUCGGAAGCCGUGAUUUCUCUAGUCUCGGUGAGAUGAGAUCCGCACCGGUGAAUGACAAGAUGCGGCGGAGCGACUGAUUCCCAGCAGCACCGAGACACAGAUGCGCGGAAGAGAGAGACACGACACUGCACCGUGAGAACAGACUCUCACUGCGGGAUUUCUGCCUCGAAACAGAAGAACUGCGGCUCUGGACGGAUUUCAUGUAAAGCAGAGCGACCAUCAGCAGAAUGAGCUCCUCUCCCGUUGUCUCACGCGUGUCCGUCGACAUCCUGGAGGAACUGCAGCUCUUCGCAGCUCAAAACCUGGAGAAGGUGGAGGUCAACAAAUACUAUGAAGUCAUCCGGGAGCUGGGGAAGGGCACCUAUGGGAAGGUGGACCUCGUCAUCCAUAAGAUCAGAGGUACCAAGAUGGCUCUGAAGUUUCUAAAGAAGAAAACAACCAAGCUGAAGAGUUUCUUGAGAGAGUACAGCAUCUCGCUCUAUCUGUCUCCAUGCCCCUUCAUCAUCAACAUGUUUGGCAUUGCUUUUGAAACAGAGGAAUACUAUGUUUUUGCGCAGGAAUAUGCGCCGUCCGGUGACCUGUUCGAUAUCAUUCCACCACAGGUGGGUUUGCCGGAGCCGGUGGCGAAGCGCUGCGUCCAUCAGGUGGCCAUCGCUCUAGAUUACCUGCACUCCAAAAAACUGGUGCACAGAGACAUCAAGCCCGAGAACAUCUUAAUCUUUGACAAGGAGUGUCGCAAGGUCAAGCUGUCGGACUUCGGCAUGACGCGGCGUGCCGGCUCGCCGGUGAAGCGUGUGAGUGGCACCAUCCCGUACACGGCCCCUGAGCUCUGCGACACGACCAAGCACGAGGGCUUCUGCGUGGAUUACAGCACAGACGUGUGGGCCUUCGGAGUGCUGCUGUUCUGCAUGCUGACUGGGAACUUCCCCUGGGAGAAGGCCAUGCCGUCCGACACUUUCUACGAGGAGUUUGUGCGCUGGCAGAGGCGGCGGAGCGGCACGGUGCCGUCCCAGUGGCGCAGGUUCACAGACGAAGCCCUGCGCAUGUUCCGAAAGCUCCUGGCCCUCGAGCAGGAGCGCCGCUGCUCCGUCAAGGAGGUGUUAGCGCAUUUUGUCCACCGUUGGAUGCUGGAUGGCCAGGCUAGCGGAAGCCACCAUCAGGAUGCGCUGAACUCUUCGUCCGAGGAGGAGGAGCUACUGGUGGACCGUAUGAAGCAGCAGACCCUGUCUCCGACGGCUUCCAAGACCAAUGGCAUGGAGUCGGGAGCAGCUCACCACUUCACCUCCGUGUCCACGAACAGCUCCGUGUCUUCCACCAACAGCUACGAGCGCUCGGCCAGAGACAGCCCACCAAGCAGCCGCAUCCUGGUCACAACGCCGAUAGAGAUCUGCGUGUAGAGAUCUAAUUGCUGGUGAAAUUAAUGCGCACACAAGCAGACGCAUCCAUAAGAGACUCUCAUGUGUAUCUGGAACGGAGUCUGUUAUAACUAGGGCUGCACGAUAAAUCGCAUGCGAUUGUCCUGCGCAUCUCGUCAGUA